CAUGUCUAAAGACAGAACAGACUAAUGAAUGAAAAGUGAAAUUUAUUUUUAAGGGUGGGGUUUUUGUAUUUUCUAGUUUUUCAAUACCUUUUGUAAUAUAUUUCUCAUGUAUUUUACAUACACAGUUUUAACGGUAUUGGGCAAGAUCUAACGUAAUAUUUACGCCAAAGUGUACAAAGUUAUUGACGGAUACAUUUGUAUAAUAACCUAAUGUGAGGUUAAAACAUUUAUUUGUUAGUGACAGAUAGGAUGUUUUAAGGAUUUUAUGUAAAAGUUUACAAGGAUAGUUUUGAAUCAAUUGGUCUGUGUUAUUUAUAAUACGUAAUAAUAAAACUUUUAACAGAGGAAUACAAUGAAGAAGUCUUUACCGAAAAAGUGAAGUGAUUUUAGUCUAUUGAAUUUGGGCAGCCAUUUUAUUUUCAGUACAAGAUACUUGAGAUGCCAGUAUAGCUGUGGAAGUUCAAAAUAUGGCACCCGUGCCUCGCCCGGGUAGCCUGCGCGAUCCUGAGAUUGCCGAUCUGUUUUUUAAACACGAUCCAGAGAAGAUUUUUGAAGACUUGAGAGAAAUUGGCCAUGGAAGCUUUGGGGCCGUUUAUUAUGCAAGAUGUCUUCUUACUCGAGAGAUUGUGGCUGUCAAGAAGAUGUCCUAUCUCGGCAAACAAAGUCUGGAAAAGUGGCAGGAUAUUUUAAAGGAAAUAAGAUUUUUAAAGCAGUUAAACCACCCUAAUACAAUUGAAUAUAAGGGAUGUUAUCUUAGAGACAACACGGCAUGGCUGGUAAUGGAAUACUGUCUCGGAUCUGCAUCUGAUAUAAUCGAAGUGCACAAGAGACCACUGAAAGAAGACGAAAUAUCUGCUAUUUGUGAUGGGGUUCUCCAUGGACUCAGUUAUUUACAUGAGUUAGGAAGAAUACAUCGUGAUGUAAAAGCUGGCAAUAUAUUACUAACUGAAAAUGGAACGGUAAAGUUGGCAGAUUUUGGUAGUGCGUCCAUUAAAUGUCCAGCGAAUUCCUUUGUAGGUACUCCAUAUUGGAUGGCACCAGAGGUAAUAUUAGCGAUGGACGAGGGCCAAUAUGAUGGCAAAGUGGAUGUUUGGUCUUUAGGUAUAACUUGUAUAGAAUUAGCUGAGAGAAAACCACCGUAUUUUAAUAUGAAUGCCAUGUCAGCACUCUACCAUAUUGCUCAAAAUGAGUCACCUACAUUGACCUCUCCAGAAUGGUCAGAUGUUUUUAAACAUUUUGUUGAAGCGUGUCUACAAAAAUCCCCAGGACAGCGUCCAACUUCAUCUAGGUUAUUAAAUCACCAAUUCUCUACUAGGAGUCGGUCGUCAAAUGUUUUAAUAGACUUAAUUCAACGUACUAAGGCUGCAGUUAGGGAUUUGGAUAAUUUGAAUUAUAGGAAAAUGAAAAAGAUUCUCAUGGUAGAGAAUUGUGAAACAGAAAGUACCAUAGAUGUAGACGAUACUCCAGAUGAACAUACUGGCGGUGAUAGUUCUAAAAGCAAUUCAGUUACCUCCGAACAAAGUGUUCAUUCCGUGGGAGUAUCUGCCAGUAGUCAAUCCAGUAGUACCAAUAGUUUACCAGCAGGUGUAGAAGAUGGUACGACGCGAAGAAAUCGACAACUUAAUCAUCCAGCUGCUGCAGCUGUUUCAGAUCAUGGUACCAAUAACUUUGCUACUAUUAGAACUACCAGUAUAGUUACUAAACAACAGAAAGAGCAUAUGCAGGAGGAAAUGCAUGAACAGAUGUCUGGAUAUAAAAGAAUGCGUAGGGAACAUCAAAGUGCCUUGUUAAAACUGGAAGACAAAUGUAAGAUGGAAAUGGAGGCGCAUAAAAACCAAUUAGAUAAAGAGUACGAGAGCUUGCUUCAAAACUUUAGUAAAGAAUUAGAAAAAUUACAAAUUAAACAUCAGCAAGAGCUUGAAAGGAAGCAUAAAUAUAAUUUGGCUGGUGAAAAGAAGUUGAUGAAAGAUAUUAGUAGUCAACAGGAUAUGGACAGAAAGGCGUUCGACGCUCAUAGAAAGAAAGAAUAUAAAGCAAAUAAGGAACGAUGGAAACGGGAGUUGUCACAGGACGAUUCGACACCAAAACGACAGAGGGAUGCCACACUACAAACUCACAAAGACAACUUAAAAGUAGUAGAUGCACUAGAAGAACAGCGGUUGUUGCGCUGUCAGAAGGAGUAUCUCGAACUGGAACUACGAAAAUUCAGGAGAAAAAAAUUGAUGACCUAUCAUCAAUUAGAACAAGAAUUAUUGAGACAAGAAUUAAACAAACGACAACACCAGUUAGAACAGGCUCACUCUAUGCUGCUACGGCACCACGAGAAAACGCAAGAGUUGGAAUAUCGGCAACAGAAAGCCGUACAUGCGUUAAGAGAAGAGCAGGUUAAAAAUCAACAUGAUACAGAAUUGGCUAACCAGGCAGAAUAUAUGAAGCGAACUGAACGGGAAAUGAGGAAGAAACAUGCUCUAGAACUGAAACAGCAACCUAAGUCUCUAAAGCAAAAGGAAAUGUUGGUUCGAAAACAGUUCAGAGAGACUUGCAAGGUACAAACCAAGCAAUAUAAAGCUUUAAAAGCUCAAAUUCUUUUAAAUACUCCAAAAGAAAAUCAAAAGGUAGUAAUUAAGAAACUGAAGGAGGAACAAAGAAGAAAACUGGCCCUCUUAGGCGAUCAAUAUGAACAGAGUAUCGCCGAAAUGUUACAGAAACAAUGCAUUAAGUUAGAUGAAAGCCAGGAACUUCAAUGUCAACAGAUGAAGGAGAGGUUAAGAUAUGAACUGGAGAUUUUGAUAGCAUACCAGAGUAAAAAUAAAAUGCAAGCGCAAGCACAGAGAGAUAGGGAAAAAAAUGAGCUACAGGAAAGAGUGGCGGUGAGGAAGUCUCUUCUCGAACAAAAGAUGACUGCCGAAAAUCAAAGGUUCGUUGAUGAAAGGGGGGAAAGAAUAAGAAUUCUUCAUGAAAAACAAGAAAAAGAAUUGGAGGAGUUCGAUGAGGACUCUGUAAAACUGGGAUUUAGUGCAUUAAUGAUAGCAGAGAUGUCGCUACAAAUAAAUGAUAUGUCGCGCGACAGUUACGACGUUGACGAUGCUAGUUUGUCAGGCUCCAUGCUUAGUCUGGCGCAUUCCAACAGUUCUACCAGUUUUCCACCUACUUCCGUUUAGUAAAUUUCUCUUUAUGAUUUCCAUCCUCAGUGACACAUAAAAAGGCCUGUACAAAUUCUGUUGGGAACAACAAAGCAAGGAACGAAUAAGAAUGGCGGAAAAUCAUAGAACAUGACAAAACCCAUAUGGGAUGGUCGAGCUAGUGACAAUGAUGGUACUUUCCAUUGAAAAAUGUUUUAUAUGUGUGAUCUGUGAUUUCUCCAAUUAAAAAAAGCAAAACUAAAUGUAUAAAUCUAAUAUUUUGUACUCUUGGUUGAAGGAACGUCGAUGAUAGAGGUCGUGACUAAAUAAUUAUCGCCAAAAUAUUGUUUUCCUUUUUUUGUAAAUAUUAUAUAUAUAAUAUCGUUGUCUUUGCCUAGAUAUCUUUUAAAAGUUUGUAUAAAUUUGUAAUUUUGUUAGUAUAUGUUUUUGCAAUCUACCGCGCAUUUUUUCAAUUAUCGUCUUUUAAUAGAAAAAGUAUUAUACGAGCAAUUAAUAAAUUUUAUUUGCAGUUUUUUGUAACGUAUUAUACAGUAAAUUACUUAGAAAUAUUCUGCAUGCCUUUAAAGUAUGCGUUUUGAAAAUUAUUAGAAAUUAUUAGUGGCUCUGUAAAGGAAAAACGCACGGUAUGAUUAAUUAAACCUUUCUAAUUGAUUAGCAGUAUUUAUUAUGAUAAAUUGAAUUAUUGUAUUGUAAAUAUGUUGUUGAAAACUUCUUUAGUGUCAAAGGUCUAUUAAUAAUGUUUUUUUUAACUUAAAUUAUAGUUUUCAGCUUCAAAAA
This is a messenger RNA of Diabrotica virgifera virgifera (western corn rootworm), 3920 nucleotides long. RefSeq names its product serine/threonine-protein kinase Tao (gene Tao). Gene Ontology annotation, molecular function: protein kinase activity; ATP binding. The transcript has 17 exons. Gene Ontology annotation, biological process: protein phosphorylation. The record is from RefSeq and is a predicted model, not a curated record. Lineage: Eukaryota; Metazoa; Arthropoda; Insecta; Coleoptera; Chrysomelidae. The coding region runs from base 468 to 3161 and encodes 897 amino acids.